GUUAGUGCGGAGGAAUAAAUGUACGACAAGGAUGUGCGACGGGCGUUUAUUCGUGAAAGCUACGGACAGGAAGAUGGGGACACGUUAUGAGGGUAUUAUGGGUGAACGGUGACUUCGCUGCUCCACCUGCGGACACGUCGCGGAUUUCUAGUCGGAAUCACUUCCUUAUUCCCCCUUCAGAGGAUUGACGGCUGGCCUGACAUCAUUGGCUUGAGGUUGGGAAUGAAUCAUCGCCUUCAUCAUCAUCAGGGGGGGUUCAGGGAUGCUGUUACUGUCACUGCACCCUUAAAUUACCACAGAUAGACCCCUUAAACGAGGCUGUGUGUCUGCUCUGAUUCCUGCGCCGUGUUUGGAGUCAUGGAAGAAAUCCUGCGGAAGCUGCAGAAGGACGCGUCCGGCCACAAACACAAAGGCAUCCGCGAUGCCUGCGUGUACGCCUGCGAAACCCUGGAGUCGCAGAACGGAUCAGCCAAGAUUUCUCCUUCGCAGCUCCGAGAGCGCUGUCUGCUGCCUCUCCAGAUGGCUCUGGAAUCUAAAAACACCAAACUGGGACAGACUGCUCUCCUUGGCAUGCAGAAGCUCCUGUGUGACGACCGGCUUGUGGGUGGCGUCGCUGUGGAGGUGCUGGAGAAACAGCUGCUUUACCAGAUGUUGGAGGCCAUCAGAGUCACCCCGUCUCUCCAUGAAGACUUGCAGGUGGAAGUCAUGAAGGUCCUGCUGUGCAUCACUUACUCACCAAACUUUGACAUAAAUGGCGACUCCAUCCUGCGGAUUGCUCGGGUGUGUAUUGAGACCUACGUGUCCAGCUGUCACCAGCGCAGCAUCAACACGGCGGUUCGAGCCACCCUGAGCCAGAUACUGGGGGACCUGACGCUCCAGCUGAGGCACAGACAGGAGGGCGCAGAAGGAGAUGAAGUUACUGCGACGCCUUUGCAGAGAAGAGAUAUUUCUCCAACCAGCCAGGCGCUGUGUGAGGACGUGGUGACGGUUCUGACAGUUUUCUGUGAAAAGCUGGAGUCUGUGGACAGCGACAACCAGCUUCUGCAGCUGCUCUACCUGGAGUGCAUCCUCUCCAUGCUCAGCAGCUGCCCUCCCACAAUGCACCUGUCCAGAGGUUUCACCGACCUAGUGUGGAAGCAGCUGUGUCCCUCCCUGGUGGCCAUCAUGGGGAAUCCCGUCAAUGACAAAACAAUCACUUCUCACCAUAGCCACAUGGGGGCGCCAGACCGAGACCGGCUCUCUGAGAGACUCAGUCCAGGAGUCAACCCAGAGGUGGAGUCCUCCUCCAGUGGAGGAGUGUCAGAUCAGGGCCGAGGGUCCGGGUGCUCCUCCAGCGCCCCUGCCAGGAUCGCGCCUGUGGUGAGGACGGUGUGUUACAUCGCAGCGGAGCUGGUUCGCCUGGUGAGCUGCGUGGAGUCCAUGAAGCCGGUGCUGCAGUCGCUCUACCACCGGAUCCUGCUGUACCCACCCCCACAGCACCGAACCGAGGCCAUCCGCAUCAUGAAGGAGAUUCUAGGCAGUCCACAGCGCCUGUUUGACCUGGCCGGACCUUGCGUGGCUGAACCUGAAACCAGAAAGCGCUCCUUCUCCAAGAGGAAGUCCCAUCUGGACCUUUUAAAGCUAGUGAUGGACGGGAUGAUGGAGGCUUGUGUUAAAGGAGGCAUCGAGGCAUGUUACUCCUGUGUUUCCUGUGCCUGUGCUCUCCUCGGUGCGCUGGAUGAACUGUCACAAGGCCACGGCAUCCAACCUGAGCAGGCUCGGCUCCUUCUCAGGCGCCUGGACGACCUGAAGGAUGGAACCGAGUCCACUCGUGAGUCCAUGGAGAUCAAUGAGGCCGACUUCAGGUGGCAGAGACACAUCCUGUCCUCAGAGCAGCCUCAGUGGGACCCCAGCUCUUUGUCCUCUGUCAUGGGCACCCCCGGGGCCGCCGAGCGCAGCCCUGAUAUCAGCAUCAGCAUCACCACAGACACGGGCCAAACCACAUUGGACUUAGAGAUGGGGGAGCUGGGCCUGGGUCAGGGCCAAACCACUCCUGGGGAGUGUGGGGAGGAUGUCCGACUCCCCUUGCCUUCAUCCUUUGGCGGCCUGGAAAACAAACAGGAGGCGUGCCUUAGGACGGACCAGGGUGGAGAGAGGGAGGGGGGAGGAGGAGGCAGUAAGGGGGAGACUGAGGUGCGAGGAGAGAAGGAAAGAAAUAGUGGAGAAAGAGGAGGUGUGGUUCCCCCCGAUGUGGUGCAGAGGAGUCACGCGCUCGUCUACCCCGACAUCACCAACUUCCUGUCUGUGGAGUCCAGAACGAGGUCGCACCACGGAGGGGGAUCACGUUACAGCGAGAGCAACUUCAGGUACAGCAUGGAAGAGCAAGACUUGUCUCGGACAGAGUUCGACUCCUGCGAUCAGUACUCCAUGGCCGCUGAGAAAGACUCUGGCCGCUCCGACGUGUCCGACAUCGGCUCCGACAACGCGUCUCUCACCGAGGAAGAGCAGCAGACGCCUCGUGACUGCCCGGGCCACCGCUCCCUACGCACCGCCGCCCUGUCCCUCAAACUGCUCCGCAACCAGGAGGCCGACCAGCAGAGUGCCCGGCUGUUCGUCCAGUCGCUGGCAGCGCUGCUGCCCCGCCUCCUGGGACUGGCCUCUGCCUCCGAGGUGGACCUGUCCCUGCAGAACUUCUCCUCCACCUUCUGCUCCGGACUGCAGGCUGGCGGGAUCCACUCUCCAGGUUUUGAAGCAGGCGACUGUCUGAGCUGCCAGUCCCUGAUGAAUGCAGAUGGUCUCUACCUGGUGUCGUACUACGCCCUGCUGCUUAAUCUCAAACUCUGCUGCUGUGAUUACUACAGGCGGCGAGCACUCGCACCCGUCCUUAGUCUGAAGGAGUUUGUGCGUCUGAUCCAAAGCAGCGGCGUGCUGGUGGUUCUAUCUCAGGCCUGGAUCGAGGAGCUUUACCAGCAGGUUUUGGAGCGCAACCUGCUGGCCGAGGCCGGGUACUGGGGAUCCCCAGGAGACCACGCGCUGCCCCUCACCACCAUGCUGACAGAUAUUGACGGCCUGGGUAGCAGUGCAAUCGGGGGUCAGCUGAUCAGGAGGCCGUCCAGCCAAUCACCGCUCACCUGUGACAAGGCUGGCAGCGACACUGUGACAGCAGGAGCUGUGUUUGCUCGCUUUAUCCUCACCGGUGUGUGGAAGAACCUCAUUGAUGUGCUGUCUACACCACUAACGGGACGCAUGGCGGGCAGCUCCAAGGGCCUGGCGUUUAUCCUGGGGGCAGAGGGGCUUAAAGAGCAGAGCCAGAGAGAAAGAGACACCAUCUGCCUGAGUUUAGACGGUCUACGCAAAGCUGCCGCACUCAGUUGCGCCCUGGGUGUGGCUGCAAACUGCGCGUCGGCUUUGGCUCAGAUGGCCGCUGCUUCCUGUGUGCAGGAAGAGAAGGACGAGAAGGAGGCGGGAGAGACGGGGGAUGCCAUCACACAAGUGAAGCAGCGUGUUGAGCAGCGUCUGGAGCAGAUGGGUCGUCCUGCGGGAGUUCGCCUCCACACGGCUCAUGUGUUGUGCAUGGACGCCAUCCUGAAUGUGGGGCUGGAGAUGGGCAGCCACAACCACGACUGCUGGCCUCAUGUCUUCAGAGUGAGCGAGUACAUCAGCUCGCUGGAGCACACCCACUUCGGCGACGGCUCCUCGCAGCCAUCCUCCCUGACCACCAUCACCCAGCAGAGCCAGCAGCCGGCCGGCGUGGACCUGGGGCUGGAGCUGAGCUGCGAGCCCAGCCCGGAGGCGGCGGAGCUGGGCCUGAGCCGGCCCGUCAUCCAGCCACUGACCAUCCAGGAGCUGCUGAAGGAGGGCUGCCGAGGAGGCCGAGGCCUGGAGCUGAGGAGCGGCAGCCUGAUGAGCGGGACCAGCGCCGCCAAGGCCGUAUGCACGCUGUCCACCCAGGCUGACAGGCUGUUUGAGGAGGCGGCUGCCAAGCUGAACCUGGUUGGUCUGGUCGGCUUCCUGCAGCAGCUCAGAAAAGCUUCGCAGUCUCAGCUUUUUGAUUCUGUGACAGAAACCGGAGACUAUUCUCUGGCGAUGCCAGGAGAAGCCAAGUCAACGUCAGAGCAGCGCAGCGCUCUGCAUCUCUUCCGCCUCGGCGAGGCCAUGCUGCGAAUCGUCAGGAACAAGAAUCGACCCCUGCUGCACAUGAUGAGGGCCUGGAGUGUGGUGGCGCCACACCUGGUAGAGGCGGCGUGCCACAAAGAGCGCCAUGUAUCCCAGAAGGCCGUUUCCUUCAUCCACGACGUCCUGACGGAGGUGCUGACAAGCUGGGCGGAGCUUCCACACUUCCACUUCAACGAGGCGCUCUUCCGACCGUUUGAGCACAUCAUGCAGCUGGAGCUGUGCGACGAGGACGUCCAGGACCAGGUGGUCACAUCCAUCGGGGAGCUGGUGGAGAUGUGUUCCCCUCAGAUCCUGUCAGGAUGGAGGCCUCUGUUCAGCGCUUUGAGGACCGUCCACAGCAGCAAAUCCGAUACCAAAGACUACCUGCUUGGGGAAUACUCUAUGGGGAAGUCUCAGGCGCCGGUGUUCGACGUCUUUGAGGCUUUUAUCAACACAGACAACAUCCAGGUUUUUGCCAGCGCUGCCACAGACUACAUCAUGUGCCUGAUGAAGUUCGUCAAAGGCUUGGGAGAGAUGGACUAUAAGGAGAUCGGAGACUGUGUUCACGUGUCUGGUUGCAGCUCCACUGACCUCUGCCUUCCUGCUCUCGACUACCUGCGUAAAUGUUCGCAGCUGCUGGCGAAGAUCUACAAGAUGCCGUCGAAGCCAGUGUUCCUGGGAGCGCGGCUGGCCAGCCUGCCAACCAGAUCCCAGGAGCGCUCCAUCAGCAGUGAGGACGGGAUGGACUGCGUCCUGCAGGAGUUCGAUGACGACACGGGUCUGAUCCAGGUGUGGAUUCUGUUGUUGGAGCAGCUCACGGCGGCCGUGUCAAACUGCCCCCGACAACACCAACCUCCAACCCUGGAGCUGCUGUUCACUCUGCUCAGAGAGGUCACCACUGUGCCAGGUCCGGGGUUCGCCAUCUUCUGCGUCAUCCAGCUGCUGCUUCCUGUGAUGUCAUUGUGGCUGCAGCGUAGCCAUGGCGACCACUCGUAUUGGGAUGAAGCUGCAGCAAACUUCAAACACGCCAUCGGCCUGUCGUGCGAGCUGGUGGUUGAGCACGUCAACAGUUUUAUUUACUCAGACAUCGGCUACGAGUCGCUCAUCAACCUGAUGCUGAAGGAUCUCUUCAAGCUGCUGGUGGCCUGUGUGUCCGAGCCUGCAGAGACCAUCUCCAGGGUGGGCUGCUCCUGCAUCAGGUAUGUGUUGGUCACAGUGGGUCCGGUGUUCACAGAAGAAAUGUGGAGGUUGGCCUGCUGUGCUCUGCAGGACGCUUUCUCUGCUACGCUAGAGCCGGUGAAGAACCUUCUAGCCUGUUUUCAUAGCGGCUCAGACAGUUUUUCUGGAGAUGCUUGCGAGGUGAAGGUGGCGGCUCCGUCUCACUCGCCAUCAGCUGAGGCAGAGUACUGGCGGAUCAAAGCGAUGGCUCAGCAGGUCUUCAUGUUGGACACCCAGUGCUCUCCCAAGACGCCCAACAACAAGGAUGGCUUUGAGCAUGCUCAGUCCUGUGUGCUCAUCAUUGAGCUGCCGUCUGACCAGCAGUCCAACGGACAUGCUCAGAAGAGGAAAAUUGGGAUCCCCUUCCGGACCAUCGUGGUGAGCCUGCUUUCCCACCAGGUUCUGCUCCAAAACCUCUAUGACAUUCUGCUGGAGGAGUUUGUCAAGCAGCCUGAUGGCAACGAGAGGGUCACGCCAGUGACCGCUGACCCCAGCAGACCCACAGCUGGCUUCCUGCGCUACAUCUCUAUGACAAAUUUAGCCAUAAUUCUGGAUCUACUGCUGGAUUCUUACAGAACAGCUCGGGACUUCGACACUCGGCCGGGUCUGAAGUAUCUGCUGAUGAAGGUGUCAGGUGUUUGCGGAGCAGCAAAUCUUUAUCGUCAGUCCGCCAUGAGUUUCAACCUGUACUUCCAGGCCCUGCUGUGUGCCACAUUGAGCCAGGCUGAAAGCAUGACAGCACAGCAGGUGAAGAGGAUCCUGUAUGAGGAAGAGGAGGGGAGCUCUGACUCCUCUCAUCCUGGCUCCGCCUCCUCCGAGGACGAAGACAUCUUUGAGGAAACGGCUCAGGUGAGCCCUCCUCGUGGCCGGGAGAAGCGGCAUCAGUGGCGAGCCCCCGUCCCGUCGCUCAGCGUGCAGCCGCUCGGCAGCGCCGACUGGGCCUGGCUGGUCAAACGCCUCUACAAGGUCUGCAUGGAUCUCUGCAACAGCUACAUCCAGAUGCACAGAGACCUGGAGAGCACGCUGGACGAGGCGCCGCUGCUGAGAGGAGGCGACCACGUCCUCUUCCUGCCUCUCUUCCAGUCUGAAGCCUCCACCCCGACAUCAGCCGGCGGCUUCUCUGCGAAAGGGACGCCAUCAGACGAAGGCGGGUACAGGUAUCAGAUGGCAGACCUCAGUGCAGCGUCGCCAGGGGAUCCUUCCACACCGAGCCCCAGAUUCAGCUUCACGGGCAGCCUGCCCCAUCACUUCCGGACCGGAGGACAGAGGAGUGACUCCAGCUUCACAGGAAGCUCGGUGGGAGGAGCCUCUAGUAGCGCUGGAUCAGGAAGGAGGAAGGAAUGGUGGGAGAGUGCCGGCAACAAGCUGUACACCAUCGCCACGGACAAAACCAUCAGCAAGUUCAUGAUGGAGUACAAACGCAGGAAGCAGCCGCAGCAGCCGCCGCCGCCGCCGCCACAGAGCCACAUCAACCUGUUCAUGAAGGAGCAGGGCCGGGCGGCGGCAGGAGGAGGCGAGAGGAGGGGCCCCGGGGAGCCGCAGAGACCUCUGCAGAGGCCCCAGCAGCUGGUGGACCAGCAGGGGCCCCCACUGAGGCACUCGGUCAGCGCGGGGCCGGAGGUGCUGAGGCAGGAGAAAAGGCCACGGUCAGGGUCCACCAUCAGCUCCCAGAGCAUCUCUCUGAGGGACUCGGAGGCGCAGAUACAGGCCUGGACCAACAUGGUGCUGACUCUCCUCAACCAGGUCCUCCUGCUGUCAGACUGCUCCUUCCUGGCUCUGCAGCCGGCGCUCUACCCCUGCCUCAGCCAGCUGUCCUGCCACGUGACGGACGGCCGCGUCCGCCAGGCGCUGCGUGAGUGGCUGGGCCGGGUCGGCAGACUCUAUGACAUCACCGUGUGACGCCGCGGCGACGCAGACGGCUGGACGGAGAGAAACGUGACGGGAAGUCGCAUCAGGCUGGAGGGAGGAGAUGGAUCCAGUUGGCUUGGAAAGGAUUCUUUAUAGGAGGGUGUAAAUGUGCCGUUUAUGCUUCUGCUCCUCGGUUUUUAACCUUUUCUUGCUGACCUCAAAAUAUUCAAGAAAACUUCAGAACUUUUGGGAUCAGGUGUCGCUACAUGUGCAUCGUUGCUCUUCUGGUUUUGCUGAUGUUAGUGAGGUUAAGAUACUUUCCAGCUCCACCUUUCAGAUGUUUGACCUCUGCAACGUCUCCCGUGCUCCGUCGCCGCUCUGGUCCUGUGUGUUUUGACAGUUUUCCUCUCAGCAGCCUUGUGUGAAGUCACGACAUCAGAAAAAUGGCCGCCGCAGUCUUUAAAUGUUGGGAGAUCGGGUCUUAAAUAAAUGACUGCUGGGAUGAAAAAUCCCUGUUUCAAAAUGAGGUCAGUGGGUUUCCGGCUGGAAAUAGAAAGAGUUUAUUUCUGUUACUGCUUCAGAACCACAGCGAGCAUCUAAUCCGAUUCUACAGCCUGGAUUUUCUGGAUUCAGCUUUAAUGUCGUCACGUUCACUGCAACGCUGAAGCUGGAACCAUCACCUCUUUCUUCUAACCCAACACAACACACACUUCCUGUAUGCUCAUGCUCGAUGUUACUUCCUGCUGACGUACACAUGUACAUGUAUUUAUUUGCGUUAAUGAAGAUUGUGGAUGUUUUGUGAGCAGCAGGUUAAACUAAAUGUGUUUGACAUCCUGGGUUUUACUCUGUUUCAUCUGAAGUGGAACCAAAUACAGCGGCAGUGAUGGAUGGUGGCGUCUC
Melanotaenia boesemani (Boeseman's rainbowfish) is the source of this 8100-nucleotide messenger RNA. RefSeq names its product ARFGEF family member 3 (gene arfgef3). The transcript is spliced from 42 exons. The record is from RefSeq and is a predicted model, not a curated record. Bases 358 to 7251 code for a protein of 2297 amino acids. Gene Ontology annotation, biological process: regulation of ARF protein signal transduction. Lineage: Eukaryota; Metazoa; Chordata; Actinopteri; Atheriniformes; Melanotaeniidae. Gene Ontology annotation, molecular function: guanyl-nucleotide exchange factor activity.